UACUAGAUAUGGGACAGGGGAGCACGGGAAAAACUUCACAAACAGCUGGAACGGUAAAAUCGACAAAAUCAGUUGAAUUCUCAUCCCCAACGCUGAAAUCAACGACAACACCUGAAUUCUCAUCUUCAACAAUGAAAUCAACGACGACAACACCCAAAUUCUCUACAAACGUGACAACACCACGAAGCACGGCACCGUUACCCACUGAUCCCGGUGUUCCAACAUUAGUUUCAUAUGGUACAUGGUCAAUCUGGCCUGCGUGGUCCGACUGUUCAACUACGUGCGGAGAAGGUAACCAGAAAAGAAGCCGACAAUGCAACAAGCGAACAAAUUCAGAUCUUGAUUGCCCAGGAAACGAUGCGGAAACCAGACAGUGUAAUCUUGGAAAUUGUCCUAAAUGCGAUAGAAAGUGUGUUGGUAGCUUGAUACAAGAAGAUUGCCUCUCCUGUCAUUGUGUCACUAGUCCUUCACGCCACUUCCGGGUUGUCAACACGCAGACGACUCCGUUAGAGGGGGCUUCGGUCGCCAAAAAAGAUGUGGCUCAUACAAUUUUGGCUACAACAACGGGUGAUGGAACAAUAGAAAUCAAAAAUUCUUGCGUUGGAGAUGUGUAUGUUGUCAAAAAGGAUCGUUUUGUUGAUGCGACGGUUAAAGUAUCGAAUCAAACUGACUAUGUUGUCAGGAUGGAGGCUUUAGAACGCCUUGAAAUGAAGGAGCAUCCAAAAGACACGGUCGCCCUGGUAGGAGACAAUCGGACAUUAUCAUGCUUGGCUUCCGGUAAACCACAACCAAACAAAUAUGAAUGGUUUAAAAAUGGGAUUCCGUUGGAUCCUCAAGUGUAUACAGCCAAUGCUAAUGUAUUGCAUCUACAAGAUGUAGUAAAACAAGAUGGCGGCAUGUACAGCUGUAUGGCCACAUCGGACUAUGGUGUCGCGCUGUCUAAAUCUGCUCUUCUUAUUGUGAGGGAUAGUGGAGAUGACUUCUGUGAAACAACUCCGAAAGACUACAUGAAAGCCUUACCUAAAGAUUGUCCCCAGAGUGGUUCCGUUUUCCAUUACAACGUGCGACGCUGUGCAAAUAACGCAUGCACAAAGAAUCCUCAAACAGGAGAUGCGUCAUACUGCUGCGGUCCAACCAAGCAAGAAAAGAAGCAGAUUACGUGUAAUGGCUACCAGCUUGAUGUCGUUGAGGUUCUUGAGUGUGGUUGCAUCAUUUGCAACAAGGCAAACAUAGGAACAACAGUAACUACAAAGUCAAUGAAAGUUACAUUCUCUGGCAGGGCGUUCGAUUUGUCAGAUCCGACGACGGCACUAAGUUUUGGGAAAGUGUAUCUGAACGGUGAAAAUGUGGGCAGUACUGCAUUUGAUGGAUCAUUUAGCUUUGUCGUACCAAAGGAUAACCUACGUGUAGUGUUAACCUUGUCAGAGGAUUGGUCUACUAGAGGAUUUAUCAAUACAACAAAAGUUUUCUACAUUCCAGCAGGGUUCACGGGAACAUUUUACAGAGAUUAUCCAAUGAUGAGAGUCGGUAACAUAGAGAAGCUAUCUUCCUCCAUACAGAACACAUUAACACUGGCGAAGACGGGAACACAAUCACCUCUCGCAGAAGUCGUAAUUCCUCCAAAUGUAUUCUUCAAGGAAAACGGCGACCAGUACACUGGGGAGGUCAAAGCUGGUGUUCGUUUCAUUGACCCAAGAAACACGACAAAUUAUGAAAACAUUGUAGGUGAUUUGACUUACGUUGAUGAGAACGGACAAGUUGGAGGAUUACAAACGUUUGGAAUGUUUAACUUAGACUUUAAGGACACUGAAGGAGGUCAACUGGGUGUACAAGGUAUUGUUGAAAUGGCUAUUAAUGCUGAAUUCCUGGGUGUAAGUGACCCUGCUAUGAUGACAACAGAUGUGAAGUUGUGGUCGCUUAACUCGAACACCGGGCGCUGGGAACUGGAAGGUACAUUAACAAGGGGAACUGCUGUAAAUGGAAGAAGAAAAAAACGAUCCCAAUCAAACUAUGAUACCACGUUCUUCAUUGGUAAUGUCACUAUAACGGAUCGCUAUUGGUUCAACUUUGAUAACGAUGAAUUGAACUACUGUUAUGUCAAGAUGAAGACAUACACUGAUGCGUCACUUAAUACAGAACUCCCAUGGAACGCUGACACUGAGGCAACCGUCAUCGCCAUGGACUCAACUCAAACAGGACAAUGGGCCCAAGU
Messenger RNA from Owenia fusiformis, 2212 nucleotides. Lineage: Eukaryota; Metazoa; Annelida; Polychaeta; Sabellida; Oweniidae. The record is from the annotation of a GenBank genome assembly.